Messenger RNA from Panonychus citri (citrus red mite), 908 nucleotides. Its product is annotated as protein-cysteine N-palmitoyltransferase HHAT-like. Gene Ontology annotation, biological process: protein palmitoylation. Gene Ontology annotation, molecular function: palmitoyltransferase activity. The record is from RefSeq and is a predicted model, not a curated record. Gene Ontology annotation, cellular component: endoplasmic reticulum. NCBI's taxonomy places the organism in Eukaryota, Metazoa, Arthropoda, Arachnida, Trombidiformes, Tetranychidae.
AUCAAAACAGUAUCUUUGUAAUAUUUGUAAAUAUUUGUAAUUCUUGCUUUAAUUCUUAUUCUUCACUUAAUUACUGUUACUUAAAAUAUACUCAUGUUACUCAGAAGCUUUUGGUAAUAUGGACGGAAUUUCCUCACCUCCGCCCAAAUGUGUCUCAACGAUUCACUUAUCCUCUGAUCUUUGGCGACACUUUGACCGUGGACUUCAUCUUUGGCUUGUCAAAUACUAUUACAAACCAAUUCUUUCCCUUGGUAGUAAUAUUUUGGUCAAAAUUUUCGCAAUGUCCAUUUGCUUUUCAAUAGUCGCCGUUUGGCAUGCACUUAGUGGCGAUGUAAUUGUUUGGUGUAUGCUCAAUUUCUGUGCUGUUGCAAUCGAAUUAACUGGAAUUAACGUUCGACGAUUAUUUUUCAAUAAUUUUGAAACACAAUUAUCAACCAAAGCAAUUAAAAGAUGGAAAUCACUGAUUGCUGCUCCAUUUUAUAUCAUAAUGAUAAUUACAAACACUUUUUUCUUGGCCAACACUCAAAUUGGACUUCACUUAUUUAAGAAAGUUUUAUUCUCAUUCCCAUAUCCAGCUCUUCCCGUUUUAAUAAUCGCAUACACAGCCUGUCAUGUGUCUAUCGAAUUGAAAGAAUUUUAAUUUAAAUCAAAAGAGAAAAGAAAACAAAGGCCAAUACAAAUCAUCAACAAUCAACAAAUCUCAUAAACGAAAAUCAAAACUUUCACUUCCUUGUAAACAAAAAAAUCUCUCGCUAUUAUUAUUGUUAACUAAUGUCAACUAUUCAUUCAUAUUUAACUUUUCAAAAUCUAUUCACCCUAAUCAUUGGUAAUAUUUGUCAUAAUUAUCAACAUUCUAUCUCAGUGACAAUUAAUUCAUUAGCAAUAAACUGAUUAACUGAUAAACAAAA